Molecule: messenger RNA, 1149 nt
Organism: Phodopus roborovskii (desert hamster)
Lineage: Eukaryota; Metazoa; Chordata; Mammalia; Rodentia; Cricetidae
Gene: Rhov
Product: ras homolog family member V
Exons: 4
Coding region: 39-884 (281 amino acids)
Biological process (GO): small GTPase-mediated signal transduction
Molecular function (GO): GTPase activity; GTP binding
Source: RefSeq, a predicted model, not a curated record
CGUUGGUGGUCAUCACCUGUUCGGACAUUUCCGGUGCCAUGAGCUCGACGCCUCAGCCUCUAGCGGGCGUGCCCAGCUUGGACAGACUGUCUGCCUCCUCCUGCGCAACCUGCUUCCCUGAGCGCUGCGGAGCCUGGUCCGGGCUGGCCCCUCUGCUACCCCAGGAGCGGGUCAUGCCGCCGCGGGAGCUGAGCGAGGCCGAGCCACCGCCUCUCCUAGCUUCGACCCCUCCUCCACGGCGGCGCAGCGCACCUCCGGAGCUGGGCAUCAAAUGCGUACUAGUGGGCGAUGGCGCGGUGGGCAAGAGCAGCCUCAUCGUCAGCUACACCUGUAAUGGGUACCCCGCGCGUUACCGGCCCACGGCUCUGGACACCUUCUCCGUGCAAGUGCUGGUAGAUGGAUCCCCUGUGCGAAUUGAGCUCUGGGAUACCGCAGGGCAGGAAGAUUUUGAACGUCUUCGCUCCCUCUGCUACCCGGAUACUGAUGUGUUUCUGGCUUGCUUCAGCGUGGUGCAGCCCAGCUCCUUCCAAAACAUCACAGAAAAAUGGCUGCCUGAGAUCCGCACGCACAACCCCCAAGCACCUGUGUUGCUGGUGGGCACUCAGGCUGACCUGAGGGAUGAUGUCAAUGUACUAAUUCAACUGGACCAGGGAGGCCGGGAGGGCCCAGUACCCCAACCCCAAGCCCAGGGUCUGGCCGAGAAGAUCCGGGCCUGCUGCUACCUUGAGUGCUCAGCUUUGACACAGAAGAACUUGAAGGAGGUGUUCGACUCGGCCAUUCUCAGUGCCAUCGAGCACAAAGCCCGCCUGGAGAAGAAACUGAACGCAAAGGGUGUGCGUACACUCUCUCGCUGCCGCUGGAAGAAGUUCUUCUGCUUUGUUUGAGCAGUUAUGACUGUGCAAGAGGUAGGCAGGUGGCCCGAGACUUCUGGACCCUGGGACAUCUGGUACUACUAGCAGGGCUUUGGCCAGCCCCUGGGGAUUCAGUCCUUUAUUGAACACAGGGGAUAUGGGCCUCUAGCUGCACACUCUGGUAAGACAGGGUGAGAGCUCAGGCUUUGCAAGGAGGCUCUGACUUGGAUUUCUUUUGUCAAGACUCAAAGGAAAAUCCCAGCGCUUUGCUUUCAUCACAUCAAUGUUGGUGUGUCUG